AUGUUCUACAGCCAUGAAAUCCUCACCUCCCCAGAGCAUGGCGUCGCAACUAUCUGGCUUGUCGCAACUCUUGGCUCGCGAUCUAUCGCGCGACGAAUCAAUCGAAGGGCCAUCCAAGAUGUCGACGUGCCAAGCGCAUGUAGGGUCAUCAUCGACCCCAGGGCUCCGAUGGCGCUACGACUGCAAGGUAGCUUGCUAUACGGCGUUUCGCGCGUCUUUAACCAACAGUGCGGAUACACUUUGCUCGACGCCCAAACAAUGCAUGACAAGAUGAUGGCCAUGCUAAAAAUCGCGCCAGGUGCUGCUCUCGACUCCAGCGCUGGAAAGUCAAACGGGUCCCAGAAUGGGCAGGUGCAGCUUGAAUUUCCUCACGACGAGCUUGUCGGAGGCAAUUUGCUGGACAAGAUGAAUGAUAUCAACAGCUCUGCGCAGAAGCAAGGUCUGUUUGGUAAACAGAUGAAGCCGAGUAUGGAAGAAGAAGGUGUGCUGUUGAAUCCUGAUUUCGAAUUCGAUGAUAAUGGUGAUAUCGUUGAAUUUGAUGCGAGCAGGGUUUCGCCCACAGAAGAAGGGCGACAAGUUCCAGUCACGGCAAAUGACGACGAAGCAGGGCUCGUUCGUAAAGAUAACGUGAUGGACCUUGGCGAUCAAAUCGGAGCUGAAGUUACCUUAUCUGGCGAAGAGAAUCUAGCUGAAACUGUAGGCCUCGAUGAAUCAAUGAAUCACGAAAGAAGAGUGAAUCAGAGGCGAAGAGAGGCCAAAGUCAUUGUGACGGAUGUGGUGACGGCCUUACGAAACACAGACCUGGCACGAUGGAACAAUGAGUACACGGCAAACAUGGCGCAAGCCUUGAAGCAAAAGCAAUUGAACAAAUUACCAACUAUUGCAAAGAAGAAUGCAGCUCACUGGGUGUUCGGCAAAGGAAUCGGCGCGGUGGGCAACCCACUCUGGCCCCUGCAUGUACCUCACCCGCUCAAGUCCUAUUCAGGCGAGGAGCUAUAUUACGCCCUUUGCCCUGAAGCUGAGCGCAAACGGAGACGUACAAAGGAUACCGGAAAUGACAGUGAUGCAAGAGAGCAGGGUCGGCGAGUACGCCCUCGAGACGAACAGGUUGACUCUAUGGACGUCGAAGUUGCGCGCCACGCACCCUCUAGCGUGCUGGACGACCUCCCUUUGAUGCCCUGGAAUACCAUCACAUCAAUUGAGAGCUCCCAACGGGGCCAGCGCUUCAGAAGCGGAAGCGAGCUCUCCUACGGCUCACGACGCCGCGGGCAACUCCAGAGUGCAAGCCCACUAGCCGGGCGAGGCUACCUACACAACCUUGAUCGAGACAGCAGCCUCGACAUCCCAGGGAACUUCGGAAAUAUCGAUGACAUCGAUUACGGCGAGAGGCGCAUCGCCAAGCCGCUUGACCCAGGCACCUUGAAUUUCUGGGACUUCCUCAAAGACAAGAUGCUCCCAUCUAGAGGCGGUCGAAUCAAAUUUGAAGCUCUUUUCCCGCCUCAGGAGACCUCGCAUCCGGUGGCUACACAGGCUUUCAUGAACGUGCUCACGCUCGCGACACAAGGCGUUAUCCGCGUCGGCCAGGAGCCGUUCCAAGAUCAGGAAAGCUCUUCAAAAUGGAGUACUCGCUGCGAAUACGGUAAUAUCUGGCUGCGACUACCGCAGCUAAAGUAG
Molecule: messenger RNA, 1674 nt
Organism: Penicillium maclennaniae
Lineage: Eukaryota; Fungi; Ascomycota; Eurotiomycetes; Eurotiales; Aspergillaceae
Product: Rad21/Rec8 N terminal domain protein
Exons: 7
Coding region: 1-1674 (557 amino acids)
Biological process (GO): synaptonemal complex assembly; replication-born double-strand break repair via sister chromatid exchange; mitotic sister chromatid cohesion
Cellular component (GO): cohesin complex; synaptonemal complex
Molecular function (GO): protein binding; chromatin binding
Source: RefSeq, a predicted model, not a curated record